AUCUUGGUUGUAAACAAUAAUGGGUUCCUAUGCACCAUCCCAGAUGAGUAGUCCUUCAAUCAAUGUUACAGAGGAAGAGAAACCAGAGCCUCCAAUGUCAACUGCUGACUUCAAGGAGACACUCUCUACCCUUCCAAAAGUGAAAGACUGGACAGGGUUGGACUAUAUCUAUGAGUAUGAAGGUUUUUGGCACCAUGAAUACUUCUUGGAAGGAAUCAUAUCAGCUCAACAACACUACAAGCCACAACCUUCUGAUAUAGUCUUAAGCAGUGUUCCAAAAUCAGGCACAACUUGGCUCAAGGCUCUUGCCUUUUCGAUCGCGACUCGACAUUGUUACGAUGACUUCACCACCACCAGUCUUCUGCUCACUAAGGUUCCUCACAAGUGUGUUCCAAGAUUGGAGGUUGAUCUGGUUGCUUCUCCAAGUCACUAUGACCAGAAGAACAAGAGGGAAGUUCCACUUGUGGCUACACAUGUUCCUUUCACUUCCUUACCAAAAUCACUCAUUGAUUCUGAUUGCAAGAUUGUCUACAUAUGCAGGGACCCCAAAGAUGCAUUUGUCUCAAUGUGGCAUUUUUUUCACAACAUAUUUUCACCUAAAGGUGUUGAAAUCCUUCCAUUGGAGGAAGCUUUUGAGGAGUUCUGCAAAGGCUUGGUCUUUUGUGGACCCUAUUGGGACCAUGUUUUGGGGUAUUGGAAGGCCAGCCUUGAACUUCCUGGAAGGAUUUUGUUCUUGAAAUAUGAAGAAAUGAAGAGAGACACUGAAGGGCAAGUAAAGAUAUUGGCUGAAUUCAUGGGAUUUCCUUUCUCAGCAGAGGAAGUGAAAGAUGGAGUUGUUGAGAAAAUAAUAAAAAUGUGCAGCUUUGAGUGUUUGAGCAGUCUGGAGGUCAAUAAGAAUGGAAAGAACGGAGAAGACACGCCAUUUCCGGUUAAAAACAAUGUGUAUUUCAGGAAAGGAGAUGUUGGGGAUUGGAAGAACCAUUUGACAUCCGAGAUGGCAAAACGAUUGGACUCCAUAUCUGAUUACAAGUUCAGCGGUUCAGGCCUGAACUUGAAAUCUUACGGAUAAGAGGCUAG
Molecule: messenger RNA, 1077 nt
Organism: Tripterygium wilfordii
Lineage: Eukaryota; Viridiplantae; Streptophyta; Magnoliopsida; Celastrales; Celastraceae
Product: flavonol 3-sulfotransferase-like
Exons: 1
Coding region: 20-1069 (349 amino acids)
Biological process (GO): sulfation
Cellular component (GO): cytoplasm
Molecular function (GO): sulfotransferase activity
Source: RefSeq, a predicted model, not a curated record